This is a messenger RNA of Callithrix jacchus (white-tufted-ear marmoset), 6747 nucleotides long. RefSeq names its product ring finger protein 44 (gene RNF44). Gene Ontology annotation, molecular function: ubiquitin protein ligase activity. Gene Ontology annotation, biological process: protein ubiquitination. Lineage: Eukaryota; Metazoa; Chordata; Mammalia; Primates; Cebidae. The record is from RefSeq and is a predicted model, not a curated record.
CGCCCCGGGCGCAGGGCCGGCAAGCUCGCGGCGGUAGGGGGCGGCCGUGGGCCGGCGGAGGAGCGCGCGCUAGGGCUUCCCGCCAGGCCUCUGCCGGCGCCCGCACCGCGGGAACUCGCAGUCCAGGGCCAGGCAGCAGGGGCCGCGCCGCUCUUCUCCCGGUCCUCUAGGUCCAAACGCCCCCAGCUAGGGGAGCCCCGGGGAACUUAGAGCCCCCGCGUGCCCUGCGCCCCGCGCACGUCCUGUCCACCACCCCAGCGGGUCCAGGCUGCGACUGGGACCCAGGCGGUCCGGGACCGCGAGCCGGAUACGCGCUGCAGUUCUUUGGCCUCGCCAUGUGCGUCCUAAACAUUUACCCGACGCCCCCUGUGCCAACUGCUGGGGAGCCAGAGCGGCCUCAGCCCUGCCCUGGAGUGGCUGCAGGUCCCGGGAACAGACCGCUGCACCCCAGCGCCGUCCUUACUGCAUUCUGGAUGUCGGAACGCUGCAGGGUCUGGAGAGGGUCCGUGUCUUGCCCAAGGUCACACAGCUUCCGUUGCUUGAAAGCCACUAAGCUGGAGUCUGGCUGGUGCCGGGGGCUGGGAAGUGAGGGGAAGAGAAAGAGUAAGAUGGAGGGGCAGCGGGGGUAGACUUGUCUUCCUGGCUCUUCCAGGGACCGCUCUCCUGCAGCCCUCGGUUUUCAUCUCUGAACAAUGUCGUGACGGUUCCUGCUCCGUUUGCAGAAUCUAGGGGUUCCAGUAUGAGAGGUGUAGGGUGGGGAGGAGGAGUCAGAAAGGGGAACGCCCCCACACCACACCCACAAAGCGCACACCUCCAAAUUCGGACCCAGACUGGAAAAGUCGGCAGGUACCGCCCAUCGGCACACACACUGAGAGCCACUGUUGACCCACAGAGGAAGAUACUGUGACCCUGGACAGACAGCCUCACAGACCUUACUGACCUCCCCGAGGUCACAGGCUAGCCAGAGAUGGGGCGGGCCAGCUUCAGGGACUCUGUCUCACCCCUCAGUGUAGCCCUUUGCCCCCAGUGGCCUAUGGGAGAUAAACACCUGCUCUGGGCACAGCCCAGGUGCUCAGGAAACGUCCUCUGCACUAGUUAUUAUCGUUCACCCGAUUUUAUAGACGAGGGACUGAGAAGGAGAGGAGCCAUAUAACUUAUCCAAGAUCUCAAAACUGGAGCCCCAAUGCUGCAGGCCUGAGCCCCUGGAGGGGAGCACCUCUGCAGAUGCCCUGCCCUCGCCGACAUCUGCACAAACAGCUACUUAAGGGAGCCAGAGCUCGGGGCUCAGGGGUUGAGGCCGGCCCUGAGUGGAGAGAACUUAGCAGAGCCUUGUUUGCUCCCUCCCUGGUGUGUGAGGCUCUGGGCUCUGGUCUGAUGCUCUGGUAUCUGGGAGGUGUGAGCCCUGAGCUGGCUCUGCCAGACUGUGCUGUGUCCCUGGCUGGUACCCUAGUCUCUGUGUCCUGCCAGCUCCGUCCUGGGAAGGUUCUUGGGCCCUGCUUCUUCGUGGGGAGGUUUGAGGGCCUCAGAAGAAAGAAGUGAGGUACUUUCUGACUCUGAGGGGGAGAGGCAGCCGGUUAUCCCGCUCUGGGGUUGGGGUGGGAACCCUGGCUGGGCAGGGCCCCAGCAGGAAACAGGGCCACGCUCUCCUCUUCCUGCCUCAGGCUGCCCAAGCCCCUCCCCUCUGCAGAGGAGGCCUGGGGAAGGAAGCCAGAAUGUAGCAUCAAGUGCUUUGUGCUGGAAGGAUCAAAAAUGGAACCCCUGUCUGGCUCCUAUCCACUCUGAUCUGGAGCCAUCCCCUAGUCCCUGAGCCUCUGUGGUUUCUCCCUGGGGACAUGUGCUUUUGGUUCUUCAGCAGCCAUGGGGACCCCUGUGGGCAUUCGUACUAAACAAACAACACUUAAUGUGAGAUUAGAAUGAGAUCCCAGGUUUGUCCCUUGAUGGCUGCAUGACACCAGGUGAGACAGAGUCUCUCUGCAUGACAGAGUCCUGUCACCUCUCACCUCAUCUGUAAUAUGGGGGCAAUGCUGGUAGCCAGCUCUUAGAUCAUGGUGAGGAGAGCAUCAGGAUAGGACUUGUGCAGAGCUUGUGGAAGACCCUAAGACCCCCAUUUCCCCAUAGAACUCACAGCAGAUGCCAGAGCAGAGGUGGGCUACCCCCACCUGUGGUUUCUGGGGCCCUCAGGGCCACACUUCUGGGCUCUGUGGUGAGGGGUGGCCCCUCCAUGGCUCUGAACUGCUUUCCUCUUGAUGAAAUGAAAGUAAACAACAUCUGCCUUCGAAGGCUUGGGGUGUAGGGAGAACACGGUGAGCAAAGUAGGUGUGCAGGCCACGUCCCCUCAGCAGGAUGAUUUCACAUCCACCCACAUAGGUUUUUUUAGGUUAUGGGGGAUGUGUUACUGACCUCUGGCGCUGGGGGGAAACUCAAGAGACUGGGGAUUUUCUGAGAGUUUCCUGGGGCCAGGACAGGGCAGGGGUUUCCUGGUCCUGCAGGACAAGGGGCAAACCCAGAGCCCCGUCCCUGGGCAUCCACCACCCAGUUUGAGCCAGGCCCUGGACUUGGUGUUGUGGGCCCUGUUGGGAGCAGGGGGAGCAGUCACAUGGAGAUGGCCUUCUGCUCUCAUGAUGCAACGUGAUGAUAAUCCUACUGGACUGAGGAAGCCAGAGCAAGCUGGCAGGGCAGGGAAGGCUCCAAGGGGGUAGUCUUUGAGCUAGCCCCAAAGUGUAAGCAGGAUUUUGCCCAGGUGAGUAGGGGAUAUUGAGGACAUAUUAAACAGAAAGAAUGCCACAGUCAGAGGCUUGGUGGCUUAAAAGUAUGGGAUUAGAUUGUGGCUGGAGGGUCACUUUCCUAAGGUGGGGAUGGUAAAGGUGGUCUCACUGUGGGGCAAGUGACUUCACCUCUUUGAGCCUCAAAUCCUCAUCUGUAAAAUGAGGCUGGGGUGCCUGUAUGUGCCAGUGAAGGCUGGACACCUGUGCAUUUAAAAACGCCAAACCCCUUCAGCCAGGAGGGGAAUAAGUGAGAUACACAGCAAUUGUGACAGGACUGUGUGCAAAUUAUAUGGCAUGAGGUGAAGGCUGGGGUACAUCUAGCUCUGCGUUCAAAAAUGGAGGUUUCAGUACAGAUGGAGACGUCACAGCUUCCUCUAAGAGGUGAGAUAGGAACAGAGCCUCAAAUGGCAGAAAAGCAGAACACAUUGGCAGAAAGGAAAACAGAGGGCAUUCCAGGCAGGCAGUCUAGCCUGAGCAAAGGGAGGAAGGUGGCAGGGAGAGAAGGCCAGAGGAAGCACCAGCAUGGUGUGAGAGGAGGGACUGGGGAGAGGCAAGCCUGAAAAGUUUGGGCAGGAAAAGCUUGUUAAGUGCAGCCCCAACAUCAGGUUUCCAUGCAGUUGGCAGUAGGGAGCCACUAUAGGCCCUAUCCUUAAGGGCAGGCAGGCAGUCUAACAAAUAUGCAGGUACCUUUGAAUGUGGGGAGGUUUUUUUGAGAUAGAGUCUCGCUCUAUUGCCCAGGCUGGAGUGCAAUGGCAUGUUCUCGGCUCACUGCAACCUCCACCUCCUGAGUUCAAGCAAUUCUCCCACCGCAGCCUCCUAAGUAGCUGGGAUUACAGGCAUGCACCUGGCUAAUUUUUGUAUUUUUAGUAGGGAUGGCGUUUCACCAUGUUGGUCAGGCUGGUCUGGAACUCCUGACCUCGUGAUCCAUCCACCUUGGCCUCCCAAAGUGCUGGGAUUACAGGCUUGAGCCACCUCACCCAGCCUUGGGAAGGGUUUUCAAAUUGCUUUUAUGUGGUGGGGAAAACAGAAGGUUGAAGGAGACACUGGACGUGAAAGAACAGUUGAUGAUGAGGAACUAGUUAAAGACAUAACCUGGCAUAUCCACACUUAUUCUCACGCACACUUAAGUUUUAACUGUGAUAGAGUUUGGCAUUCCGGGUAACAUCAGUAGCACUGCAUCAUGAACUUGGUCUUGUGUUGCUUAGAGAUCUGUAAACAGCCGGCUCGGUUCCAUCUUCAAUCAUUGUGUUGCACAGUGAUACUGAUUGUUGCUGGUACAAACACUGCUAUAAAUAUGUCUGUUCCCCAAACUUAAAGGGGAUUUCUGAUUCUAAGGGAACAAAAGUUUUUCUGGCUUUAAAGACUUAAGACAUAGUCUUUAUAAUAAUUUUCUUUAAAAAUUUCAGUAGGUUAUAAUGCAGUUCUUUAAAAAGAGCGAAUGUACAAUAUCAUAUACAAUAGUCUAUCCUCCUGACCCACUCCUCCCUUCCAGUUCUCCCUAAGGACAAUUGUUAAUCAGUUUCCUGUAUACCCUUCUAGAAAUAUUAUAUGCGGAUAUGGUAUAUGUCCAAUUAAAAAAACCUGAUACAUACUGUUACUCCUGUUCAGCAUCUUGGUUUCAAUUUUUAUUUAAAAUUUGGGAUUCUGAAAUAUACCAAAACAGCAUAGAAAAUGAGCCCUCCAUCCCCCUGCCCCAUGACCCACCACACAGGUUAACAGAUAACACUUUGCAUUGGCGCCUUGUUUAUGGCUGUCUUGGAGGUAGUCCCAUGUGACCCUAGCUGCCUCUUUGUGGUAACUGCCCAAGAGUCGUUAUUGAUUAUAUGCAUGCACCCAAUAUAAUUUGUUCGACCUGUUCUUGGAUAUUUAAGGAAUUACUGACUUUUUGCUUAUAUAAUUGUGAUGGAGGUAAUAUCCCAUUUUGUAUAAAGUUUGCCCGGGUGGGUGGGCAUCGAGGCAAAGGAGAACGAGGCUCAGCUUUGGGUUGGGUUCAAAUUCCUGCUCCGCCACACUUCUAGCUGUGGGAUCUCGAGUGAGGGAAGGCCCUCACUUUCCCCAUCUGUAAAAUGAACUGGCUAUAGUAAUCUAUGAGACGGAGGUCUCAUAGCUGCUGAGAGGAGUAGAAAACUCAAGUAUAGAGGCUUCACUGGGCUUAGUUCCCAGUUUCCCUGGGCAGGGAGGUCUCCGCGGGGACACCAAAUUCUCAAGCCCAGCCUAAGAGCUAGAGCGCCCGGCGCCAGCAGUUUUGCCAUAAACUCCAAUCCGUUCCCCGCCCCUCUUCCUCCGCCGCCACGCUGAGGGCGGAGCGGUUAAAUGUCUGUGACGUCAGCCCGAGCAGGGCCAAUCUCCCUGCCCCGCAGACGUUAGCUCGUUUGCAUGGGUGGCCCGCCAUUGGUCUGUCGAGCAACCUGGGCAGUUCCAGCUUUUUAAAGACGCCGCGUAGUAUAAACAAGGCGAUGUGGGGCGGCAGGGCCAUGAUGUCAUCGCGGUGCUGCAGCUCUUGGGAGUGACGUCAUCUCCGGAAAGGUGGCCGGCCCACAGCUGUUAAAUCCAGCCUAACCACUUGGGUCGGCUUGAGGCCGCUUUCGUCCCGUCAGAGGUCAGACCCAUUGCACUUCAGAAUCCCAGGCGGCACCCUGUCCCCGAGGAGGGGACCAUGACACACCCCGGCUUCGAGGGCCCCCUGGCCAGCCCACCUGCCUGCGAUGAGCGCUUACCUUCCCAGCAGCUGCCGUCCCAACCUCCAUACCUCCCUGUAGAGGAGCGCCGAGCCUCGGCUCCUGCCGGCGGGAGCCCCCGAAUGCUGCACCCAGCCACCCAGCAGAGCCCGUUCAUGGUUGAUCUCCAUGAGCAGGUGCAUCAGGGACCUGUCCCUCUGUCUUACACAGUCACCACAGUGACAACCCAAGGCUUCCCCUUGCCUACAGGCCAACACAUCCCUGGCUGCAGUGCCCAGCAGCUCCCAGCAUGCUCCGUGAUGUUCAGUGGGCAGCACUACCCCCUCUGCUGCCUCCCACCCCCGCUUAUCCAGGCGUGCACCAUGCAGCAGCUGCCUGUGCCCUAUCAGGCCUAUCCCCACCUCAUCUCCAGUGACCACUACAUCCUGCACCCCCCACCACCGGCCCCACCCCCCCAGCCCACCCACAUGGCGCCCCUGGGGCAGUUUGUGUCUCUGCAGACCCAGCAUCCGAGGAUGCCCCUGCAGCGGCUCGACAACGAUGUGGACCUGCGUGGGGACCAGCACUCCCUGGGUAGCUUCACCUACUCCACCUCUGCCCCUGGCCCAGCCCUAUCUCCAUCAGUGCCCCUGCACUACCUGCCCCACGAUCCACUGCACCAGGAGCUGUCCUUUGGUGUGCCAUAUUCUCACAUGAUGCCGCGGAGACUGAGCACCCAGAGAUACCGCCUGCAGCAGCCACUGCCCCCGCCACCACCCCCACCACCCUACUACCCCAGCUUCCUGCCCUACUUCCUCUCGAUGCUGCCAGUGUCACCAACAGCAGUGGGGCCCACCAUCAGCCUGGAUCUGGACGUGGAUGACGUGGAGAUGGAGAACUAUGAGGCCCUCCUGAACCUGGCUGAGCGGCUGGGAGAUGCCAAACCACGGGGCCUCACCAAAGCAGACAUAGAGCAGCUCCCAUCGUACCGCUUUAACCCGGACAGCCGUCAGUCAGAGCAGACGCUGUGUGUGGUCUGCUUCAGUGACUUCGAGGUGCGGCAGCUUCUCCGAGUCCUGCCCUGCAACCAUGAGUUCCACACCAAGUGUGUUGACAAGUGGUUGAAGGUAACACGGCCCACGCUGGCUCCUGGGUAUUCCUCAUGUAGUGACAGGGGGAUGGGCAGCUCUGGAGUGUUUCCCUCCUGGUCCUUGUCAUCAUCUUGGAAAUUCUGGCUCCAGGGAACCAAGUCCUCCCAGGUGGCUAAACAGAUGUGGUGGGUUGGGGUGGGUGAGAGCAAUGCCUGACGUCAAUGCCUGCGGUUC